Messenger RNA from Chara braunii, 1619 nucleotides. Lineage: Eukaryota; Viridiplantae; Streptophyta; Charophyceae; Charales; Characeae. The record is from the annotation of a GenBank genome assembly.
CUAUUUCGGCCAUCUCCGGGCCGCGAAUCGACUCUUGCCCCGUCUGAGCCUUCGUCCUCUCUCUCCUCCUCUCCUUCUUCGUCUUCUUCCUCUUCCCGAUCUGCCUUGUCCCUUGGUGCUGAGAGUCUCAGGGAGCAGGAUGAACCAUCGUCAGCCGAAGCAUGAGCCCCUCGAGCACUUCAAGACGCCGCUUGCUGAUCGCUUGUUGUGGCAUCAGUUCAAUGAGGAAAGGCAGUUGCGAUACGACAUUCAGCAGGUGAACGUGCCAACGCCCGGGGUUGCUGAUUUGGCGGCAUACUCGUUACUAUGUGAUCGGCUGACGUAUGCGGGGGUGUACGUGGAUGUGACGCAGUUACCUGGGUGGGAGACGACUCGAGUGUUCAAAGAGUUCCGCGCGCUCCAGGUGGCACCUGACUUCGUGCAUAGCGUCGCCACCUUUAUCGGAGACCUGACGAUCCUGCCGCAGCCGAAUCGGGAGCCGGCGCGAAGCUUUGUGCGAGAAUAUGCGGUGCAGGCGGCGAGAUCGGGCCCCUAUCCUAUGCGGGAGUUCUCAGAGUAUUUGGUGGAGCUGACUGACGUGGAGCCGCUGCCCUUCGCAGACGAAGACACGUGGGAGUUGCACCGUGCGCUAUACAAGUCGGUGGCGUUGGGGAUGUUACGAUUCUUCGUGGAUCACGAAGACCACUGCAUCGGGGAACACUUUGUCGUUUAUUACGUCAUCACGCGGCCCAAGCCAGCGCAGAAGGAGGGGACGGUGGCAUUGUACCCGUUUGCCCAGCUCCAGACGACCGAUCCGGGAUUGUUGGAGCUCAUACAUCUUGAGCUCCUAUCCAUUGCGCAAGUGAUCGCGAGCGAGGAAGAGGAGAUCCAGCCCCGAUUGCGGAUGGCGGCUGCCCCACGGAGAACGUACAACGUGGUCGUCAUCCCGGAUUACAUUGCGCAGCGCGAGGAGAGGUUGGAGGACUUCCCCGAGGAAAAGCUGCUGCGACCUCCCUCAUUGUAUCCCAGACCUGCGCCGCCAAAGGCCCCCAAGAAGACGCCGAAGAGGAAGAGACGCCACCCAUCGCCAGGAGCGCAAGGCAGCCGAAUCGGUGGCGGCGAGAAGGUGGUUAAGCCCGUGCACGCGCAGAGUCCCGACCCUGUGCCGGAGAGUGUGGCGACGCUGGUUAAGGAGACUGUCGUGCCAUCGCCGCCCCUCCCGCGCGUGCCUGAUCUCAAUCUCGAUGGAGCCGGGCCAUCAGCCGCAGCAGCGGGAGGAGGAAGCCUAAAGGGAUUACCGGAUCCCGUACCCAGACCCCUCGUCCUCGCGGGACCUUUCCGCUUCUGCCAGCCACCCCUGAGUGCCCCGAUCAUUGACAUUAGCAGUUCCUCCGAGCCGGACGGUCCAUCCGACAGAGGUGGAUUUCAUGGUGGAGCCCACCACCAUCAGGCUCGAGGCCAUUGCGGGGGCGCCGCGCCCUGAUCCGGCGUGGGAGCCAUAUUUGACACCCUCUUUUCAAGGGUGUAUUGCGGCGCGGCUGGCGGGGACGCUCAUCUACGAGACCGGGCAGCGUCCCAAUGUGAUGUAUCACUUCCUUGUCUUCGCGGCGCAGAAGCGCGAGCAGCGGCCCUACACCGAG